Chondrus crispus (carragheen) is the source of this 1950-nucleotide messenger RNA. RefSeq lists its product as hypothetical. NCBI's taxonomy places the organism in Eukaryota, Rhodophyta, Florideophyceae, Gigartinales, Gigartinaceae. The record is from RefSeq and is a predicted model, not a curated record. The transcript has 2 exons. Gene Ontology annotation, molecular function: glycosyltransferase activity. Bases 1 to 1866 code for a protein of 621 amino acids.
AUGGCGGCGGAGCACCCGCAUGCACACCCGCGCCGCCACCUAGCGAGGCCUUUUUCUCAUCUCCUUCGCGCCCGCCUCCGUCCGCGAUGGCCUUCUCUUAAAUCUCUCGAUUUUGUCUCCCCGCGUCUCUUCCGUUUCUUCGGCUUGCUCUGUUUACUCGCCUGUUUCGCUAUUGCUGAGCGACAGUUCCGACUCAUCACAUCGCAUCACCGCCAAGUCGCGGAUCGUGAAAAAACCCAUAUCUUGACGAGCAAAAUUCUCUCCCAUCAAAAACCGCUACACAACGAUGACCACGACCUCACAGAUCAAAAUGUAAUCCCCAAACCGUUCUCCGCGAGCGAGAAAUCGGUCCAUUUGUGGCGCCGCAUCGACCAUGAUCUGCCCCCCGAGCAAAACCCGCCAGACUCGGCUUUGUACGGAACGGGGACUGAGAAAUGUUUUUCCCUGGGCCUCCCAGAUGCGGCGAAGCAGCCGGUGCGGAAAGGAGACCCCGCCGCGUUCUGGCAGAUGAACUCUCGCGCUAUGUGCUAUUCCCCAAACCCUGUGUGUCUGUCCGGUGGGCACCUUGACCACUUCAUCAGUUUUGAGCCACGUGGAUCGGGGUCAUGCAAUGUCCUCGCCGUAGAAAAGGGGCAAAUCAUUCCCGGAGCCAGGGCAGGCCUUAAUGAGUCAUGCGCUGCUUGGAGAUGGAGGCAGGUUGUCAGCAUGUAUGGUAAGGAGCACUUUACCACACACCAGCGUUGGACCGAAGCCAUUGCAACGAUCAAGCAUCCAAACCCAAGACAUCACCCCGUCGAGUGGCUGCCCGAUUUUGCUAUCAUUGUUCCAAAGUAUCCAUGGUCCUACAAUAUAUGCCAUUAUAACAGGAUCUGGAACUAUGUUCUUUACGUCAUUAAGAAUUUGAAUCUCUUCGUUCCUGAUGCUGACGAGAUCAAAAAUAUACACGUCCUCUUCCGGUCAGGGUUCAACUAUCAUGAGCAGUGGCAUGUUGGCAUUCGGAAUGCCACUCUCCCAUUGGUCAUGGAAGAGACAGGGAAGCAGAUCCAUAUUGGUAAACUUCGGUAUGAUCCCCUUCGCGACUUCAGAUGUUGGCGCCGGGGGAUAGUGUUGGGGCGAGAGGCCAGGAUCGACGCCUUUCCGUUUUUAAAUGAUACGCCGGUGUGGCGUCCCGAGCAGCAGCUCGACGACUCUCACUGGCCAGUCAUUCCGCAUGACUCGCUCUGGCUUCGCGAAGCUGUCAUGAAGGCCUUCAAGCUGCCGAGCAUUGGGAAAUAUGACGGGCCUGGGAUUCGCAACUUUGUAUCACUGCGUGUGCCACCGCUGCGAGUUGGCAUCCUGCAGAGAUCACCGAGAUCCAGACGGCGGCUGGCGCCGGGAGGAAAAGGGUGGUUUGAAAGCACUCUGCGUGAGCUUUGUGAAAAGCACGGAAUGGAGUUGGUUCAUGUACACACGAGCGGGACGAUGAACCUGGGGGAGCAGGUGAGGCAGGUGAAGGACCUUGGGAUGGCCGUGGGGCUUCACGGGGCCAAUAUGGUAAACACGAUGUUCAUACCGGCUGGAGGGGCGAUGUUUGAGAUCUUUCCAUGGCGGUAUGUUAGAUUUUACUACGCGGGAGGUGGGAAUUCUGGGCUGCGGUAUAGUUUUCAUGAGCCGGAGGGCGGAAAGGAUAUGCAUUGUUCGUUUGAGAAGUCGUGGUGCUUUAUGAAGUAUAGAGAGGCUCGCAUUUUUCUGACAAGAAGAGACAAGGAAACAAUACGAAGCCGCCUCGAUGUGGCGAUGGGGUACAUCAAAGGGUUGCAUCGGCGCUAUCCAGAUGGUUCCAUUCCGUUGCGCAGGGAGGGGGGAGUGUAUCAUUUUGACAAGUAGGUGUACUGUAGUUGUGGUGAAGAUUUGACUUGGCCGCUGUGUACAUAAUCGCGAGAAAGGCUGUUUGUAAAUUGACAUAAGGGA